ACUUGAGUAGAGAAGUUCGGAACCAAUGCAUAAUUUACAUUUGGACUAGGUUCCGUUACUAAAUCUUAAAAUAAAUUUCUGAUACGUAACAACGAAGCUUAGUGGAGGUCUUGAAAUCAUUUCUGUGGGAUACUAUACUUAAAAUAAGGUAAUGUUAUGGGAAAGUUACUCUUGCACUACCUAACUAAUAUGUGCUGUUUGGGGGCUUUGGUCGUUAUUCCAAUCUACCGCAAUCUAAAGAUCUAUAGGAUAUGUAGGAUCUGUAGGAUACUAUAAAAGAUAGCAGCCCAAUUACUAUUUUGCUUACAAUCGGUUGAUAUCUCGUUUAAUUCGAUGUCACUUUAGUGAUCUGUGUCAUUUAGUGACGUAAUUGAAAGCUUAAUCAUUGAUUGCGAAUGGUGGUAAUAGUCGUAGUCGUCGUAGUCGUCGGUCAUCGUCGUUGUUCUGGUUCUUGUCAGAGUUGUGCAGUCAGGUCAGAUGGGUCAGAUUGAUGGUGUUAAUAGAAAGUACUGAGCGGUACUGAGGGUACUGAGCAAUACGUAGUUUGAGUAUUGGGUUUAUUCGGUGAAAUUCUGAAAGGACAGUUGCCCAGUUACUGUUCAGGGUCGAAUGAUUUCUUGCCUGAAUUUUGUAUUGGAAAGAAAUUAUACAUAGUGCGCGUAAUAUAUAAAAGAUUCAUCUUGCCGAAAGUAGACAAUUUUAUUACUCGUGAUGGGUGUCGUGUAUUUCAUAUUUAAAACCUUAUAUCUAUGGACGCUUAUAUUUUUACUUAUUGCUUUAAUGCCGGGAUUGCCACCCUACGUUCAGUUUACCGAAUUUAGAGUUACUGAACCACUUCCAUUGAUGGGGUCACUGAGUUUAAACUCUGUACUAAAUAAUGCUGAACGUUUAUUCAGCGGUAAAGUGCAUGGCCCAGAAGCGUUUGAAGACCACAAAGGAGUUUUGUAUACAGGGAUACAUGGAGGAGAAAUAGUGAAGUUUGUUGAUGGUAAAAUAAUCCCAGUAGUAAAAUUUGGUCAAGUCUGUGAUGGUUUCUGGGAAGAAAAGAAGUGUGGACGGCCACUAGGAAUUAGGUUUGGCCCGGAUGGUCACCUUUAUGUCGCUGAUGCAUACUAUGGAUUGUUUAAAGUCAAUGUAAACAGUGGUGCAAAAACACAACUUGUGUCAACUGAUGAUCCAGUUGAAGGAAAGAUUAAUAAACUUCCCAAUUCACUUGAUAUAGCCAAUGAUGGUACUGUCUACUGGACAACUUCAAGUUGCAACUUUCAUCUUGACAAUGGUGUCUUUGAUAUGCUUGCAGAUGGAAGUGGCAGGCUGUUAAAAUAUGACCCUAAAACAAGUAGCAAUGAAGUGCUCAUUGAUGGUCUGCACUUUGCCAAUGGUGUCGUUCUGUCUCCAAAAGAAGAUUUUGUGCUGGUUGCAGAAACAGCAAGAAGCCGUAUACACAGGUAUUAUGUGAAGGGUCCUAAGAAGGGAAGUCGAGAUAUUUUUAUAGAUGGUCUCCCAGGUCUUCCAGACAACUUGAAGUCUGAUGGUCAAGGAGGAUUUCUGGUUCCGCUGGUUGUGCUUAGAGACCAGAGUAACCCCGUGCUAUUCCAGAGUCUUGGGCCAUUCCCUCUACUAAGGAAGUUCAUAGCACGUGUUCUAGCUCUAAUGGAAAUGUCAUUUGAGCAGAUCGACAAAAUAUAUCCAAACUAUUAUGCCAAGAGAAUUGUUCACUGGAUUGGUCACUUUGAAUCUGUAAAUGAACUUGCUAAAAAGGGUACUAUUGUCCUGCAGCUUGAUGUAGAUGGCAAAAUUAAACACAGUUAUCAUAAUACAGAUGGAUCUUUAUCUGGAAUUAGUGAAGCUCAUUGGUUUGAUGGAGCAUUCUUCUUUGGCUCUCCAUACAAUACAUAUGUUGGACAAGUGAAACUGUCAUUUGCUGAGCCUCAAAAAAUCAUGCAAGAAAAAAAACCUGAACAACAAAAGGAGCAGCAGCCAAAAAAACAACAGCAAGAACCAUCGCAACCACCACAACAGCAGCAACAACAACAGAAACCAACACUGCAGCAGCAGCAGCAACAACAACAUCCACCACCACAGCAGGAACAAAAGCCACCAGCAUCUCCUCCACUGCAACAACAGAAACCAUCACCAUCAAAGCAGCAACAACAGCAACAACAACAAAAUAAACCCUAACCAGAGUAACAAAAUAAAAAGAAUCAGAAAUUCUUGUUAAAGGCAGUUUGAGAACUGUACUUUUCUUAGAUCUGUGUUUGGUGAUUGGUUUGGUGCAGGUAAUAAGCGUAUUUCUUGAUGAGAAACAUUCGAUUUCUAGACUGUGUCAAUGUUUGCAAGACAGCAUGUUUAAAACUUUAUUUUGUUUGCAUUUACAUUACAGAUAUAUAUUUUUUAUAUUUUUAUACAUAGCUUGGGACAGUUGUACUAUGUUUUUCAAUUGCAAACUAUCACACAUGUCUUGCAUUGUUGCCAUAAUCUUACAAAUAAGUAGUUCAUGCAGGCAACCAAAAGAAAAAAAGAAAAACUAAAAUAAUUGUCCAUUUUAUUGAUUGGUGUAAUAUGGUAUGGAACCUGCCAUAAUUAUGUUUAAGAACGUGUUCAUGGUACUUUUCAGCAAUAGAAGACAGAUAAGUGUACAUUUGAUAUUGUCACGUGUUUCCUGUGUGGCGUAACAAAUAACUCGCGCCACUUCGGAUUUAGUGAAUAUUCAUUGUACAUUUUUAUCCACACUUACAUAAUUCACAGUGUCACAUUUACUUCUUCUGCUAUAGUCCUUUCAGACUUCAACUGUACUCGGCGACUGUCAGCCUUCAACUAAACUCCUUAGGCAUUCCAGUUACUGUUAUAAACCCUCAGUCGGGCAGUGGAAACACACCUCGCUUCACUGUUGUGUAAUUGCUGUUUACAGAAGCGUUGCUGCACAACGCUGCAUAGCAACCAGCGCACUUCAGCUCGACAUGGACAAACAACGGUUUGACAUGUCACAAUAUUAUUGCGCCAUUGACACAUUAUUAAGAAUUAAAAAAAAUAGUUAAUUGAAGAAAUUUAUUGUUGAUUUUUUUCAUAUUCCUAUGGUCAUGUUUUCUGAAUAUGAAGCAGCUAUUGGUGGUUACUUGUUGACAGUUGUAAUCAUUGUUGCAGUUCUUUUAUAUCAAGUUACUGUGUGGUCAGUUUUGUUACGUCUGUUUCGUAUGUUUAUGUUUUGUGUCACAUUAAAAUAAUUGACUGUUAAAAUGUUUCUUUGCAUAUAAAAUUAUUAUCAGGCUUAGCUAACCAAUAAAAUUUCGUCUUAUCCUCUUAUUUUUUCUCACAUGUCAUCACCCACACAUAAAGCAUACAAAACCAUGACACUUAUAUUUUGCCAGUCAGCAUAAACAUGGCAGAAACAAAUGUGAGAUGUUAUAGACACAACAGAAACAGCAACUGAAUUGUCAAUCCAGUUAUGAAAUGUCAGUUUUUCCUUGAAAGCCAGAAAAUAUUUCAUUUUCAACAACAAAAAAAUUUAAGUCUGCUCUUUUAUGCAAACCUUAUUUAAAUUCCUGACAUUUUAGAGCAGCUUUAAUAUUAUUAAAGAUUUAAUUACUUAGUGCUCGUCAACUUUCUGCAGUUGUAAUGUGAACUUUGAAGACUGUUUCUUAAGCUAUUAAAAAAAUCCCCAUUGUA
Molecule: messenger RNA, 3666 nt
Organism: Cryptotermes secundus
Lineage: Eukaryota; Metazoa; Arthropoda; Insecta; Blattodea; Kalotermitidae
Product: adipocyte plasma membrane-associated protein
Exons: 2
Coding region: 712-2181 (489 amino acids)
Biological process (GO): biosynthetic process
Molecular function (GO): strictosidine synthase activity
Source: RefSeq, a predicted model, not a curated record